Molecule: messenger RNA, 3162 nt
Organism: Linum trigynum
Lineage: Eukaryota; Viridiplantae; Streptophyta; Magnoliopsida; Malpighiales; Linaceae
Source: the annotation of a GenBank genome assembly
AUGGAGCAGGAGGAGCUGAUCUGGUACCAAAGAUCGAGAGAACAUUGGGUGAAAUUUGGCGAUCGGAACACAUGCUACUUCCAUCAACAAGCAAGCAUCCGCCGACGAAGAAACAAAAUUCAAAUGCUUAAAGAUGUUAAUGGGGAGUGGAUCCAGGAUCCGGCAGCCCUUGCAAAGCAUGUUUUCGACUUCUAUCAGCUUCUGUUUUUGCAGGACUCUUCCCCGUACGUUGACCUUCUGCCUAGGAAUCGUUUUCCAAGGGUCUCCCAGCAGGAGAUGCUCUGUCUCCUUCGUCCCUUUACGGCGGCAGAUAUUUUUCAGGCGAUCAUGGAGAUGAAGCCCUUGCAAGCUCCUGGCCCGGACGGUUUUCAUGCGCUAUUCUAUCAGAAUAACUGGGCAACGGUGGGUAAGGCUUUGGUUAAUAUGGCUUUGGAGUUUUUUUCUACAGGGCAGCUUGCAGAGCCAAUCACGGAGUCUACAUUGGUCCUCAUACCCAAAGUCGACAGGCCGGAGAUGGUGACCCAACUGAGGCCGAUAUCGCUCAACAAUGUGAGCCUGAAGACCAUUACCAAGGCUAUGACUCAACGUCUCAAGCCUCUUAUGCGAAAGUGGAUUUCUCCAAGGCAAAGCAGCUUCAUCCCGAGGCGGCAAACGACGGACAACAUCAUUGUGGUUCAAGAGAUUCUGCAUUCUCUCCGGAAGCGAAAAGGGAGAAAAGGAGGGGUGGUGAUCAAGAUUGACCUGGAGAAGGCUUACGAUAGACUCCGAUGGGACUUCCUCCGAGAUACUUUGAUGGAGAUCGGACUCCCCAGCUCUUGGAUUAACUGCAUCAUGUUCUGUGUUGAAAAGAACAAGAUGCGCAUCUCCUGGAAUGGCGAGCUCUCAGGCACGAUCACUCCCAGUAGAGGCGUCCGACAGGGAGACCCCCUUUCCCCGUACCUUUUUGUUUUAUGCAUGGAACGCCUUUCUCACAAGAUUGACCUGGCCAUUGAGGAGAAGCACUGGAAACCUCUGACGCUUUCACCUGGUGGCCCGAAACUCUCCCAUCUCUUUUUUGCAGAUGAUCUGAUGCUUUUUGCAGAGGCGGGACUUGGCCAGAUAACGACGAUCAAGAAGUGUUUGGAGGAUUUCUGUAUUAGCUCCGGGCAACGAGUGAACCUCCAGAAAUCCUUGAUUUUUGUCUCGCCAAAUGUGCCGAGAGAUACGGCUGCCGCCUACAGCAACCGCGCAGGGAUUCCUCUUACCUCGGAUCUCGGGAGAUACUUGGGAGUCAUGGCCAUUAAUUCCAGAGUCACCAAGGACCGGUACAGGGAGCUGGUUCUGAAAAUCCAGAAGAAGUUAUCCUCCUGGAAAGCUAAGAAACUCUCCCUCGCUGCUCGGUUGACUGUUGUGCGUUCAGUUUCUACCUCCAUUCCUGUUUAUUCCAUGCAGACAGAGAUGCUCCCUGCCUCAGUUUGCAAGGAUAUUGACAAGAUCAACAGGAGCUUCAUUUGGGGAGACACGGUGGACAAGAAACAAUCCCACCUUGUGGGAUGGAAGAAGCUUCUCGAGCCAAAGGAGAAUGGAGGAGCUGGUCUCCGCUCCCUGCGUCACUCCAAUCUUGCGCUCUUGGCAAAAAGUGGAUGGAGGGUGCUGCAAGAGAAAGACACGCUUUGGACUCAGGUCGUGCGAGGGAAGUAUGGGCAGAACAGAGAAGGAAUUUCUCUCCUCGAAGCCAAUCAGGGAAGUUCCUUUACUUGGAAAAGCAUUUCCAAAGCUACUCCUAUUCUGAGGAAAGGAUGCGCUUGGAACAUUUCGAAUGGAAAGAACACUAAGUUUUGGACUGACAUUUGGGCUAUGCAGGUACCCUUGAAGGAAAUCACAGUGGUGCCAAUCCCGGAGGAUGAGGUUCACAAACCAGUAGCAGCUUACAUUAGUGAGACAGGUCAGUGGCGCGUGGAUCUUCUCCAACAAUGGCUGCCUUCUUAUGCCAUGGACAAGGUCACAGCAAUUGCUACAGAUAUAAUCUCUGCGGAGGAGGAUAGACUCUGUUGGCAGCCCACCUCUACCGGGGAUUUCACGGCAAAGUCAGCUUACCAGAUUGCUUUUCCUGCACCCCAGCCUACAGACCAGAAGGUGUGGAAAGCGGUGUGGAAUCUUCAAGUCCCAGAGCGCGUUAGACAUUUCAUCUGGUUGGUUCUGCUUCAUCGCAUCACUACCAACAAAAGACGGUUUGACAGACACAUUGCUCCUGAUCCGUUCUGCCCAAACUGCAAUAACGUGCCGGAGACUGAGCUACACAUUCUGAGGGACUGUCCUACUUCCCUCUUCUUCUGGACACGAGAGGUGCCGACAAACAGUUUGGUAGAUUUUCUGUCAGCAGACCUCGAUCACUGGGUCAGCACGAACAUUCUCAACACGGAGGCGGACAGGAACGGAGUCCCGUGGGCAUCAAGCUUCAGCAUUGCCCUGUGGACGAUUUGGAAGAACAGGAACGAGGGCGCUUUCAGUGGUGGUAAUAAGUUACUUUCUCCCCCUUCUUUGCGGCAUGCUAUCCAUCUCAAGGUUCACAUCUGGCAUUCGGCAUGGAUGGCUCCCUCUCCUUUGUUGCUUCGAGGAAGUUUUAAGUCGAAUCGUGUCGUGACCGAUAUAGGAUGGGUGGCGCCACCUAGAGGCUGGUGUAAGCUUAACGUUGACGGGGCCUCCCAAGGGAACCCUGGGAAAGCCGCAGCAGGAGGAGUCUUCAGAGAUGAUCAACGGCGGUGGUUGGGUGGUUUCUGCUAUUCCAUUGGGGACUGCUCGGCGGCCUGCGCCGAGUUGUGGGCAAUCAAGCAAGGACUCGAGAUGGCUUGGAGGAGAGAUCUCAGACUCCUAAUUGUUGAGUCCGAUUCCCGGCUAGCUAUUGAUUUGAUUCAGCAUCGAGUGGAUCAUGUCCACCCUUUGGCCUCUCUUCUGAGAUCUAUUCGCAGGUUGGUGGCGCAGGACUGGUUGGUCAACAUAGUUCAUACUUACCGUGAAGGGAAUAGAGUCGCGGACUGGCUCUCGAAGCACGGUCUCGUCUAUCCCCAUGGUAUGUAUGAACUGGUUGACCCGCCGGCCCCCUUGAGACCCAUAUUGCAGGACGACGAGAGAGGUGUUGUUUUACCUCGGAGUGUCGUCCAAACUCCCCAGACUCACCUGUAA